UCUCACACGUCUGCUAUUCAUGUGUCAGCGGUCACCCACCCUGGCAACCAAAGCAAACUACGAAAGAAAAAUAAUGGCGGAUUUGAGACAAAAUUAACGAUUUUUGGUUAAAAGAUGGACCAAUUCGGAAGACUAGAGCUCCGCUGGGCUCAAGGUUAUGAUGGUGGAUCAGCUACAUACAUCAACAAGCACACUGUAUGCUUUGUGUGUGGGAACUCCAUCAAAUUUAUUAACACCAAGGACAAUAGUGAAGCUUUCCUUCCAAGCCCUGGCGAUGGGAUUGUUCAUCUAGUCACAAAUCCAGGCUAUGACUUGUAUGCAUUCACUGAGCGCAAGAGUGACCCUAGAAUAUUUGUGUACAUGUUUCCUGACUUUAGUGAGCCUAGAGCUAUACUUAAAGGAGGUGCAAAGCUCAGCUACUCUAGCAUUGCAUUUGCUCAUAACAGCACAGUUCUGGCAGCAUUUUCAGGAUUACCUGAUUUCCAGUUAACCGUCUGGAAUUGGACAGACCAAGUACCACUGUGUAGCAUUAGUGUUGUACACCAGACAUGCACCAACAUGUCCUUCAACCCACUUAACUGGCGUCAGCUCUGUACAAUUGGUCCUGAAAUGCUUACUGUCUGGAAUAUUGAGCAGCUGAAUGAAAAAUACAAAUUUACAUCUAAUCAAAUGCGAUUGCCACCGGCUGAUGGCUCACCUGAUAGUGGAGAGUUUGAAAACUUGGAGCAUUCGAUAAGUAGGAUGGGCCGCACAUUCACAUCAGAGGGAUUCCUACUUACCAAGGCUGCCAUUGGAGGGAUUGUUGGUGGUGAUGCAAAGGAAUUUGAGCCUGGGGAGAAGACAAUGAGGUGUGUGCCGGUGAGUCACUGCUGGACCCCUCAAGGCAAGGUGUUCUGUGGAUGCUCUGGUGGCCAGUUGCUAAGUGUUGACACAGAGGUCAACAUGGUUAGGAUCAUAGCCACACCCGCACCCUUUCUGCAGAAGGGACGAACUGAGACACUCUCUCAGCUUCCCACUAUGGAGUCUCUACCGGAAGAGCCAGAGGAUGAUAAUGAUGCUGCAGUGCUUGGUAACAAACUGACGCCAGGUGGCACUGAUUGCCUGGCUCUGCACAAGAAAGGUCUUUACGCUGGUGGCCAGGAUGGUAUCCUGAGAUGUCUUGACAUGACUGGAUCCGAAGUUACUGUGACAGAGAAAGUAGAUACUGGGGCAACAAUUACAAGCCUUUGCUGGUCAACCGACUAUAGCACUUUAGCAAUUGGAAGCUCUAAGGGAAGUAUGAAGUUGUAUGAGCCAGGAAAAGAGUUAUCACAGCUGUUUGAUGUCUGCACAUCAGAACUUGUUGGCAUUGAUUGUCUUCUUGGAGGAACAGAUUACUGUGUGUCCUGUAGAGCCAAUGGGCUCGUCCAGGUGUGGAAUAUUCAGUCAGCACCCGCCCUCGUCAGCAAAGUUAACCUUAACUGCCAGGCUUCCUGCAUGGCCUGUAAUAUAUCCUCAAGUAUUGUUGCCAUAGGAACUAUGUCAGGGCAUGUGUACUAUAUUGAAAUGACUGAGGUGGAGAAACCACGUGUUAUUGCUUGCCUGAGAAUACAUGAAGGGCCUGUGCUGCAUAUACGCUAUGACUGGGCAGGCCAGAUCUAUCUUACUGGUUCCAACGAUGGUCAUGUCUUUGUGUGUGAUGCAAGAGUCAGCAAUAACUUCAAAGUCUUGGGGCAUGUUGAGGUACCGGGGACUGUCAUUUCUCUGUCUUGUUUUAAUGCCCGUGAUGUGCAAGGGCCCUGGAAGGUGGCUGUAGCUCAUACAACUAAUGACAAACUUCUGUAUGCAAACAGGAUGAUAGAGUUCGAGGUUACAUCAGAUAUUAUCUUUCACAGCUCAAGAGAUGUUUUUAAGAACAAAACUUUGCUGUACCGAGAUGAGGCCAUCAAGAAGAAUUCCCAUGUGCUGUCAGGGCCAGUGUACAGUAUAGAAAUAACCUCCCCACAGACAGCUUUUGCAGUUGGACAUCAGCGAAAAGAACUCCUUAAGUUACCACUGACCACAGAAGGACAGGAACCCAGUAACGAGGCCCUUGUACCAAAAGCCUCAUAUCCGGGGCAUGACCUUCCUGGUGGCAAACUCACCCUCUCACCCCACCUCCGCUGGAUGGCAAGCACAGGCUCAGAUGGAUACUUGCUCCUGCGAGCUGUUGGUACUUUGGACAAGGUGGUUAAGAUUCCCGCGCACCACUUCAAGCAGGGCGGGGCCACACAUGUGUGUUUUACUGGAGACUCCCAUCGGAUACUCAGUACGGGUGGCGAUGGAGUGCUCGCAUGCUGGGCGUGGAAUUUCUCUACUGUCGGUAAAAGCAAAGCUACUACAGCUGUGGAGUCAGCGCAGUCAAGAAACUCUCUCCUCUCCACUCAGCGCAACGAUGAGGACAAAAUUGCGUCUGCGCGGCCAGAACUCGAGCCAAAGGGAUCCACAGUUAUCGAGAAAUCUACAACUGAAGGUAGCGAGAAGGGUACCAAGAGGGUCGACAAAGACGGCAUCUAUACCACGCCCACACCCACCCUCCAUGAGGAUCACACGUGGCUUGAGAAAGCCAUAGCAGAGGCACAACGUGAAGAAGACAAGAAAUUUGCAGACAUCAAGCACAAAUUGCGGCGAGACAUAAAAAACCUCCGGAGCACGGUGCAGACGAUGAUCGAGCAGAACAGCCAGGUGCCUGACCUAGAGAAACUCGCACGACACGAGUUUAACAUGGAUGAGGAGGAGAGGCACAAGAUGGUGGCAGAGGGCGAGGAAAAGAUCAAACAGGUUCGAGACGAACUUGAGAUGGAGAAUCUUGCACGCAUCUACCUUAAAGAAAUGAUUAAACGCGAGUGCUGGGAUGCGAUGGCUGUGAAAGGGAGAUCGUGUAAUGCAUUCCGAUUGGCCCUUUCGGUCUCCAACUACCCCAUGCGUGAGCGCACCAAGAACGAGUUGGAAGAGCUUGGGUAUGUCAUCACCCAACGGAAGAUAGAGAAGCCUGAGGCUGAAGCCAGCAAGACCAUUACUCCUGGACAUGACACCAAUGCCAGGAACACACCAUUGAUAGAUGACCGACUGGAUGUGGAGGAGGAAGAUACCUUACUAGAGGAAGACGCUGAAAUGAUGGGUAAUAACCCGGCCAUUACUGGAAGCCGGGGCGCGGCAUAUGGCGGCGAGAGUGAGCUACUGCAGAGCCAAUUCCAGCUUCACACCACCCAGCAGAAGUACAACCAGAUCGUACUGCUACAGGAUGCGAUUUACCGUAUAAAGCAGGCUUUCAAUAAGGAAUUCAGUGAGAUGUUUGCGCUAAAGGAAGGGGAGUUAAAAAAGAUUCAAGAGAAGAAUGAAAGAAUCAAGAAAAUCCUUAAGGACCUCGGGAUUGAAGAGAAGGUUUUCGAACCUACCAUGACUGAUGAAGAGGUACCUGAGCGUCUUCUGGAAGUUCGUGACGAAGAGGUUCCUUUUGAGAAGUUCAUAACUCCCGAGGAGCAGGCAAGACUGGACGAGCAGGCCAGAAUCGAGGAAGAGCGGCGUAAGGCGGAGGCGGCAGAUAACGCACGUGAGCGCGCCCUACAAAUGAUGAUGCAGGGACGUCUGGAGGCGAACCUCGAGGACGAACUCAAGAAAGAUCUCGUCCCGCCUGAGUUCAUGGAGGCUAAGGCCCAGGAUGAUUGGACAGAGGAGGAGAAAAAGGCGGCUAAGGACUUUGAGAAGCGUCAACAGCAGCUCCUGGAGGAUCGUGAGAAAUGGAGGAAGUCUCUGGAGACGGAACUGAAAAAACUGCAGGGGAACAUUGUGGAGGCGACGAACUCGUUUGACGAGAAGCUCUCGCAACUCUUCCAGCGCAGAGUCAAGACUGAAAUGGUCAUUUAUCAGGAAGAGCUCAAGAUUCUGCGUCUUCUUGUGUCGAUCUUGACGGAGAGCGAGCUGGACACUCAGGAGACGGAGUUACUCCGUCGCAUGGAGGAGAAGAAGGAAAAGAAGACACAGACCGCCCAGUCCCUAGUGGAGGCCAAGCGCGCUGUUGACGAGUUCCGAGACUCUUACGAGCUCAUGACCAUCGACGACAAGACCUUGGACAAGCAAUUCAAGCGCGAGUUUGCUGAUCAGGACGCGCACACGGUGGAACAGCUAUACAAGCUCUUCAAGAGGAGGCCAAGGGGCCAAAAACAACUGCGUGCUGUUACAGAGUCCCACGCCGACACGUCCACAGGCAGCCCGUUUAGUUCCCGUCCUUCAUCUUCUCGUGCACAGUCCGCCGCGGUAAAGAAUCUUGAGAAGCACAUGGACGAGUUAGACAGUCCGGAACACAUGCCCGAAGGGCUGGAACCGAGUGUUUGGCAGAGGCUGGUGCAUGCACGGAGGCAGAAGGUCGAGAGUGAGCAACAGGUCAAAGCCAAGGCUCUGGUUCUUGCGGAGAUGAACUCGUUCUACCAGAAGCGCGUUGAGGAGGAUGAGAAAAUGCAAAGGGAGAUCGAGACAACAUUCCAGGAGCUACAGAGGCUCCGUGAUGAGAAGAUCAAGUUCUUGAUCAACCUCGAGGUGCAGCUACUGCUAAAACAAGGACAAGUCGAAGUUCCUGUUGGUCCGUUUAUCACCGAUUACUCGGAGAGCAUUCUCGUCCACCGCGCAGUAGUCGAAGACCUCAACGCACAGAUCACGAAUCUUGGCAAAGGAAAAGUAUCGAUAAUGGAGGACAGUAAAGAAUUCAGGAAAGGGAUCCAUCGCUUGGAAUGGGAGCACAAGCGAAUGUACAUGCAGGCCGAGGAUCUCCAGACGAAAGCACGUGACAUCCAGCUGCUUAGAGUAACCAAAGAGCUUCAACAGUUCCUCGAGGAAGGUGACCAGCAAGCACGGCAACAACAAGAGAUUGCGACGUUGGAACAGACACUGGCGUUGAUUGAAAAGAUGCACGGGCGGAAUGUGAACGAGCGAAAGGACAUGCUAAAAGGUGUCAAACGCACCAUCCGCAAGAAGGAAAAGGACAACGCUAAACUGGACGCGGAACUGGAGGAGCUUGCAUUGAGUGUUGCUGAGCGAAGAAAUGUCAAUGAAAUGAACGCCGCUGGUCGCAGUGACACUGGCGCAGAAAAGCGAUUGCAAGACAUAGUGGCACGCCGAAAGCUGAUCGACCUCGCCAAAGUACAAGCACAGGAAGUGGCAGUCCUAAGAGCGGAAGUCGAGAGGCUGCGCAUGCGCACAUUCCCUGCACUCGUGCAAGUUGAACGCUAACCACCGCCAUUGGCUCCGCCGAUGGUGAUUUUGUACGUAGCUGCAAACGUAGCUUUCUCUUGUUUUAAACAAUUUAUGAGUCUGGUGGCGUUGAAUAUGGUAUCUUAGCUGUACAUAAUAUUUAUACAUGUUAUAAAGUUCUCCCUUGGCUGUUACACACUGACAGUAUGGGGAUGUUUUUAAACAAUAAAUCAAGCUGUUUUGUAUA
Nematostella vectensis (starlet sea anemone) is the source of this 5452-nucleotide messenger RNA. Its product is annotated as cilia- and flagella-associated protein 43. NCBI's taxonomy places the organism in Eukaryota, Metazoa, Cnidaria, Anthozoa, Actiniaria, Edwardsiidae. The transcript has 33 exons. Gene Ontology annotation, biological process: cilium assembly. Bases 115 to 5244 code for a protein of 1709 amino acids. The record is from RefSeq and is a predicted model, not a curated record. Gene Ontology annotation, cellular component: axoneme. Gene Ontology annotation, molecular function: protein binding.